AUGCCUCGUCGUUCCUCCACCUCGCCCUCGAUUCCUGUGGUGGCCUCCAUUGAUAUUGGCACCACAUCCACUCGAGUGAUUCUUUUCGAUCAAAGCGGAGGAGAACUCGCCAAGCACCAGAUCGAAUACUCGACGUCUGCGUCCGAGGCGCCGCAGGAGUCGCAGAACACCGACCAGUUCCGUCGUAGAAGUUCGCUUGCUCGCCAUGGCCAGCCCAUUUUCUCGGCCAAAGGUGUGGCCAUUCUGAUUGGCGACGAUAUCGAAAUUGAAAAUAACGCUGCUUCGGUCGGCCCAACGUUGCGUUUCCCUCGUCCUGGUUGGGUAGAAUGUAUGCCCGUUCAUAUUUUGGCCAAUGCGGUGCAGUGCUUGGUGGCCUGUCUCAUUACGCUCCAGAAAUUGAACCAGAACCCAGACUUGAAGGUGAAAUAUAGAGUGAAAUGUAUUGGUAUUGCCAACAUGCGUGAAACCACGCUCGUUUGGAGUAAAAAAACCGGCCGUCCGUUGUGUAACGGUAUCACCUGGACCGAUACUCGUACUGCUGAAAUCGUCCAGCACUUGGAGAGAAUGACCGACGAGGAGACCAAACGGUCAAUGAAAGAGAAAACCGGCUUGCCGCUUUCUACAUACUUUUCCGCUGCCAAGUUGCGCUGGCUCUUGGAUAACGACGACGAUAUCCGGGAAGAGUACGAGCGCGGCCAGGAUUUGAUGUUCGGAACGGUCGACACAUGGCUCAUCUAUCAUUUGACCAAAGAGAAGUCGUUUGUUACCGAUGUGACAAACGCAUCGCGGACCUCGUUCAUGAACUUGGAGACCCGUGACUAUGACGACGAGCUCCUUGAAUUCUGGGGAAUCGAUCCAUCCAAGAUCCUGAUGCCUAAAAUUGUCUCCUCCUCUGAAUUCUACGGCUCUUUUGCUGCACCCAAUUUGUCUCAUUUGGGUUUCCACAACAAAAUCACAGACCAGGCUUAUGAGAUUCUUAGAACAAUCUACAAUGUGCCUAUCAGUGGCUGUUUGGGUGACCAAUCUGCAUCUUUGGUGGGUCAAUUGGCUUUGAAGCCCGGCUCGGCAAAGUGCACGUAUGGUACGGGUUGUUUCCUUUUGUACAACACCGGUAAGAGGAAGUUGAUUUCUGAAAACGGUACUCUUACCACGCUAGGUUUCUGGUUCCCCUCUUUAGACGGCGACGAUGGAGACCCACACUAUGCGUUGGAAGGAUCCAUUGCUGUGGCUGGUUCCAUCAUUCAGUGGCUUCGUGACAACUUGAAAUUGAUUGAGAAUGCUCAAGACAUUGGGCCAUUGGCCUCUCAAGUUGAUAAUUCUGGAGGUGUUUUGUUUAUUCCUGCCUUCUCGGGAUUGUAUGCCCCUUACUGGGAUAGAGGCGCAACUGGUACAAUUUUUGGUAUGACCCAAUAUACCUCGUCCUCUCACAUUGCUCGUGCUGCAUUGGAGGGAGUUUGCUUUCAAGUGAGAGCCAUUCUUAAGGCUAUGGCGGAAGAUGCGGGAGGAUCCAAAGACUUCCUAGAGGAGGCAUCCACCGACCAAUCCAAAUUGUUGUCGACUUUGGCAGUCGAUGGUGGUAUGUCCAAAGCAGACGAGAUUCUUCGUAUUCAGGCCGAUAUUUUGGGACCGUGCGUCACUGUUAAAAGAGCAGCCGUCGCUGAAUGUACAGCACUUGGUGCUGCUAUUGCCGCCGGCUUGGGUCUCAAAGACAAGAACGACCGGAUCUGGAAGAGUUUUGAUGAGGUCACCGAGGCCAUUAAGGGCAACGACUCUGCAGACAACCAGUUCAAGGCCACGCUUCCUGACUCCGAGAGACGUAAGAACUGGAAAAGAUGGGAACGUGGUGUGGAUCGUGCCAAGGGAUGGCUCGAUGAAGAGUAG
This is a messenger RNA of Australozyma saopauloensis, 1881 nucleotides long. RefSeq names its product glycerol kinase (gene GUT1). The transcript has a single exon. Gene Ontology annotation, biological process: glycerol-3-phosphate biosynthetic process; glycerol metabolic process; triglyceride metabolic process. Gene Ontology annotation, molecular function: glycerol kinase activity. Gene Ontology annotation, cellular component: mitochondrion. The record is from RefSeq and is a predicted model, not a curated record. The coding region runs from base 1 to 1881 and encodes 626 amino acids. Lineage: Eukaryota; Fungi; Ascomycota; Pichiomycetes; Serinales; Metschnikowiaceae.